Messenger RNA from Gilbertella persicaria, 953 nucleotides. RefSeq lists its product as uncharacterized. NCBI's taxonomy places the organism in Eukaryota, Fungi, Mucoromycota, Mucoromycetes, Mucorales, Choanephoraceae. The transcript has a single exon. The coding region runs from base 134 to 640 and encodes 168 amino acids. The record is from RefSeq and is a predicted model, not a curated record.
GUCACAAGUGAACCAGAAUUGACAAGCAAAAUACAUGGGAUGGAAGUGAUGCAUAAAUGAUCUUAUUAAGCCUCUCUUCAAUUAAUCAAGUCCUCCUCCCCCUUUUUUCCUUCCUUUUUUUUCGCCCUCUAUCAUGUAUAGAAAAUGGGAAAUGCAAACAAUACAAGCGUUGAAAUGGUAUCCUGUCACUUCAGUAAUAGAUUAUUUACAUAAAGUAAGAACAUGCAUAAUUCAUGACAAACAGCUGUCACUUGAAUCAUUAUUAUGCUGUGCAUUUCCUGCAAGAAAAACAAGGCGCUUUCCGAUGGAAGUCAGCUAUCUCUGUGAGGGAAUUGGAGAUUGGCAUCUAAAACUAGGCCUUGUUCAUUUAUUUCUUCACUCUAUCAGGCGCCAUGAUAGAUCUGUUGGACAUAUACACAUAGACGUAUUAUGGCUCAUCAAUGACUUGUUAAGGUCGUUUGAGACUCAAAAGGAUGUGAUAACACGAUCCAAAUUUGAAGCGCGAUACCAGUUAAUAUGGGAAGAACAAGACUGGGACCAACACGAUGUAGCGACCUGUGAUAAUCCCAUCUGUCAUCUCUACAGUCGACUGUUUUAUUUAUUGCAACAAUGGGGUUCAAGAUUUCUAUUUAUAGAAUAAACAAAGUUAGCUUGCCACUAGUUUGUUCAACCAUGUUUCCUCAAGAAAAUUUCCCACUAAAUAAAACUAAGCAACCGUUCCUGCUUUUCGAGACUGCCUUUUUUCAUCAUCCGAUCCAUUUUGAGAUCCAAGAAAAAAGUAUAUAAAGAGGACCAAAACUUGAAAUUUUUUAAAUCUUUGUACUUCUGUCUUGUGCUCAGAUCGGAUAAAUCUUUCGCCUUUUACUAAAGAUUUCCGUGGAUGCGAGACACUAAGGAAGUUUACCCUAAUUUUUUGGUAACCCUUUCCCUUGAAAAAUUUUUUUCCUUGGGAC